CGGCCGAGCUCCUCAGUCAGUGCUCGCGGCUCCGCUCGCGGCUCCUGCUCCUCCGCUGCCCGGCCCGAGCGGCGAUUUCCCCAGAGCCCGCUGUCCCGGGGAACGCGCACCGGCCCGGCCGUGCCUCACGGCCCCCUCGGCGCCCCGCGACCCCGCGACCCCACGCCGCGGCCGCAGCAUGGGCGGGGGCGCGCGGCGCGGCCCCGGGGCUCGGGCGCGCGCGUAGCCGGCCGCCAUGGCGUGGACGCGCCUGCGGGCGCUGCUGCUGCGGAGGGGCGACGCGGCGCCGCUCUUCCUCAACGACGCCAGCGCCUUCGACUUCGCGGACGACGCGGGCCCCGCGGGCCUGCCGCGCUUCAACAAACUGCGCGUGGUGGUGGCCGCGGAGGAUGACGGCGACACGGGCGACAGGCCGGGCAUCGGCGCUCUCCCGGCGCCGCAGGCCGACGACGACGCGCUGCUGGAGCCCGAGCCGCCGCCGGCGCGCGGCCGCCUGAGCCUCGGGCCCGACCCCUGCGACGGCUGCAGCCGGCGGCGCGAGCGCGUGCGACUGCGGCGCGUGAGGACUCGGCUGACGCUCGCCGCCGCGCUCUACCUACUCUUCAUGGUCGGCGAACUCGUAGGUGGCUAUAUUGCCAACAGCCUGGCGGUCAUGACGGACGCUCUGCACAUGCUGACAGACCUCAGCGCCAUUGUGCUCACCCUGCUGGCUCUGUGGCUGUCUUCCAAGUCGCCAACCAGAAGAUUCACCUUUGGAUUUCACCGGCUAGAGGUGCUGUCGGCCAUGGUCAGCGUGCUGCUAGUGUAUAUCCUCAUGGGCUUCCUGCUCUACGAAGCCGUGCAGAGGACGUUGCACACCAACUACGACAUCAACGGGGACAUCAUGAUAGUCACUGCGGCCGUGGGCGUGGCUGUGAACCUCAUGGUCUCCCUGUGCAGUCCAAGUUGGCCACACACUGGCCUCCUGCCUCCGCCUCCCCAGUGCCAGGAUUACAGAAUGGGGCUCCUGCUGAACCAGUCCGGCCGCCACGCCCACUCCCACACGCCGCCCCCCAGCUCUCCCGGAGGCGCGGCCCCCGGGGAGCACAAGCCGGGGCAGGACAGUCUGGCGGUGCGAGCUGCCUUUGUGCACGCCCUCGGGGACCUGGUGCAGAGUGUCGGGGUGCUCAUCGCCGCGUACAUCAUCCGCUUCAAGCCUGAGUACAAGAUCGCGGACCCCAUUUGCACGUACGUGUUUUCACUGCUGAUGGCUUUCACCACAUUCCGCAUCAUCUGGGACACGGUGGUCAUCAUCCUGGAGGGGGUACCGAGCCAUUUGAAUGUGGACCGCAUCAAAGAGGCACUGAUGAAGAUAGAGGACGUGUACUCCGUGGAAGACCUGAACAUCUGGUCCCUCACAUCAGGAAAAUCCACCGCAAUCGUGCACAUGCAGCUAAUUCCUGGGAGCGCUUCGAAGUGGGAGGAGGUACAGUCUCGAGCCAAGCACCUGCUGCUGAAUACAUUCGGCUUGUACAAGUGCACCAUCCAGCUGCAGAGCUACAGGCCGGACUCAGGCAGGACUUGUGCGAGCUGCCAGGGCUCCAGCCCCUGAGCAUGGCCAGGCCCGUGCCUGACAUGGCCGCAGUCUCGGACUCAGAGCAAUAAACGGACCAGAUGAGGACGGUCCGGGACACAGUUUACAGUGACGACCCCGAGGAUACCUCCUAGCCCGGUGCCUGCUAGCAGAAUGCUGCCCGAGUCCAUUGUACCAAGCCGGUGCCGGAAACCGGGUCGUCGAUUUUAAAAUUAUGUAAUCUUAACUCCAGCUUCUGAAUUGCUGCUUUUUUUACAGAAAUGUUCUCAGCCAUCCCAGAAAGACUAGUUAUGGGGUGUGGAGCAUGUACUCAGCCUCAGUGUUCGGGAAGCCUCCUUUCCCAGAGAAGGCUCAGUGUCAUUGUCAGUUACACUUUAUAAACAGCUUUUUCCAGACACCACUGCGUUUCCAAUCUCAGAGUUGACCGUUUUGAUCCUGGGUUGGGUUCUCAGAGCCCAAUCUUUACAUGUUGUGAUUGAUCAUGCUGUCAUUAAGUUAGUUAGGAGGUAUUUUCAGUAUAAUUCUGAACAGCAGAAAUUGAUCUUAAGCUCAGAUCACCAUGCAGUUAUUUAAAACAAAAUAAAGUGAGGGGUGAGUUUCAGACUCACA
Molecule: messenger RNA, 2182 nt
Organism: Cavia porcellus (domestic guinea pig)
Lineage: Eukaryota; Metazoa; Chordata; Mammalia; Rodentia; Caviidae
Gene: Slc30a4
Product: solute carrier family 30 member 4
Exons: 8
Coding region: 236-1591 (451 amino acids)
Biological process (GO): response to zinc ion; zinc ion transmembrane transport
Cellular component (GO): plasma membrane
Molecular function (GO): zinc ion transmembrane transporter activity
Source: RefSeq, a predicted model, not a curated record